Didymodactylos carnosus is the source of this 2460-nucleotide messenger RNA. NCBI's taxonomy places the organism in Eukaryota, Metazoa, Rotifera, Eurotatoria, Philodinida, Philodinidae. The record is from the annotation of a GenBank genome assembly.
AUGGCUUAUGCAACUGUAUUACGUGCGGACAUCGACAGUACGCGGCUUAUCACACAACCAUUUCAUCUCAUCUGGUUGGCCAAUGAGAUCGAUGAACUGAAGAAGACGUUUCCUCAGGCAGUCACUCGCCUAGAAAGUAUCGUCAGUUCCGUCGAUAAUUUCAGCGAUGCUGAUGUAUUUGUCAAUUUUCUCUAUGAAACUAGCUAUGAAAAAAUUCUUAUGAUUGUCACCGGUGGUUUGGGAGAAAAUAUAGUGCCGAUUAUUCAUGGUGUGUCUCAACUAGAUUCGAUCUUUGUCUUUUGUCAUAAUAAGGCUGUCCACGAACAAUGGGGGAAAGAUUGGCCGAAAGUAAAGGGUGUUUUCAAUCAAAUCGAUGCAAUGUGUCAAGCAAUAGUACAAGUAGUACAACCGAAACCUCCGCCUGUCCUUCGUCGUCCACUCACACCCCAGCCACCUCGACCAAAGAUUGAUCAUGAUAGAACGACCGCGGUCGACGAUCACCGACAAGAAUCGAGUGAUAGACCUUAUCGUCGUCGUGGCCGCUCAGCGUUACCAGCUCAAUCUGAUGUCGACACGACAGCUAGCAAUCUGUCACGUGGUGAAUCGAUGAAAAUCAAGCGAGAAACACCAAAAAUAGAUGUGAAAAAGGACCUAUCACCUGAAUUGACGAAAAGCCAAAAAGGAGCAUUCUUAGAACCAGCAAUUCCAACCGAUACGACUCGUUUGCGUAUCGAACACGAAUAUUCGCCCAUACGUGCAUUCGAAGAACAUACUGAGAGUAGUCCUCCAUUGAUUAAUUCCUUGAAACGAACGAUAACAGGAACGUCUAAUUCACAAACACAAUUGUCAUCAAAUUUUGAGCAACUUGAACGUACUUUAAUUGAAACAACUGAACGAGAAAUACGGCAGAGUCUACUUAAAAAUGAUGCUAUUCAUCUAACAACAUCGCUCAAUACUAAUGCAAUUGAUCGAUUGCAAGAUACUCUUGUGCAAACAAUUGAAAAACAUGUUACUACGAAAAACGAUGAUUCUCAUGUGCUAACGAAAUUAUUCGGUGAAUUAAAACAAGUACUAGUUGAUACACUUUUACAACAACAACCUACAUUAUUACAAGAUAUGAUUAAACAAACAGUAGUCGAUGCUCUUAGUCAACAACAAAAUGUAGCAUUAGUUCCUACGACAAACACCAGAAUGAUAAGUCAUCGAAAGCCUAUCACUAUUGCUACUAAUCGUGAAGUUAAAAUUACUGCUGAUCUUAAACGUACUCGUACUAACGCUGCUUUUCGACAACAACGUGAUGCUGUCGUUAAUAAUCAGCGAUUGCGUGAUGCUGUUCAACAGUGGUCAUCAUUGAGCUCAAAGACUGAUCUUGUCAAUGCGAUUAAAAUGCACGGAAAAAAUGAUUUAGAAUAUGCUUGGUUACUUUUCUGUUGGAUCGGUCAAAAUAUUCAAUAUCAAACACAUUGUAAUAAUAAUGCCGCUGAAACUGUUUUUCGUACAAGACAAGGCGUUUGUCGAGGUUUCGUUAGUCUCUAUCAUGAAUGUUGCACAUUGUUAGGUAUUGAAUGUUCGGAAAUAUCGGGCUAUGCUAAACAGGCUUUUCUAAAACCCGGUGAAGAACUCAAACAAUCACCUCACGCUUGGAAUAGUAUUGUUUUAGAUCAAUACACUUAUUUACUCGAUCCAACAUGGGGUGCAGGCGGCAGAGAUAAUGAAAAUAAACUUGAAGAUUUCUAUUUUCUUACGUCACCUGAAGAGUUUAUCUAUACACAUUACUGUAGUGGAUAUCAAUUGCUCGAACCAGAAAUUAGCAAAGAAGAAUUUCUUAGUUUACCUGUCAUGAAAUCGACUUAUUAUAAACUAGGUUUGACUUUGUUAUCACCAAAGCAAGGUUUAAAUGAGACAAAUGACAAUUUAUUUAAAAUUAUCAUUCAAACACCACAACAUGUUGAUCUAUUUGCUCAAUUGAAAGUAGGCGACAACGAAUAUCCACGUAGUUUGCACACAUUAUGUCAACGAGAUGAGACGAAAUCUGAUAUAUGCAAUUGCUAUAUUACUCCGCCUGCUGAUGGUCUUUAUGAAGUAGCGAUCUAUGCGAAAACGAAUAAGGAAAAUCUAUACAGUGAUGCUAUCAAUAUGCGUUUACGUGUGUCAAAUAUAACUGGUGCAUUCACUUUUCCACUCUUAUAUUCAAUUUUUACAAAACAAUGUUGUAUUUUAAUUGAACCUCUUCAUCGUCUUGUACAUGUGAAUGAACAAGUAUUAAUUCAUAUGAUAAUACCCAAUGCCAAUGUGAUCAGAAUUAAUAAUGGUGACGAUCACAUCGUGCCCUGUAGAGAUGAAUAUAAGAAGGGUGUACUAAAGAAACAAAUACGCGUUCAGGGCGAUCUUCAUAUUUGCGCCCGAUGGGACGAUAACGCCGAUUUGAUUUCAACCAUUUGUGUUUUUAAUAUGAUGUAA